AUGUUCGAAGUCCCAGAUGCAAAAAGGGUCAAAAGAUCGGAAUUGUUUCGAGACGACCACGACGAUGAUGUCGACGACACACUCCCAGGUUCUCGGGGGUCGAGAAGAUCUGUAUCGCCACCCCCAGCAACACACUUUAGCGAUGACGGGGAGAAUGUUUUGAGACCAAGCUAUGGGUUCGAAUACGAGUUUGUGGCUGUGCCAAAAGUGUCGUCGCCGAAGCAGAAGACGAAGACGAAGCGGGAAUCAGAUCGAACAGCACCAACAAAGUCCGCAUCUGAAUUGGCGGUCAACCCGCAGCAGGAAGGAGAAGAAGAAGAAGAAGGAGGAGGAGGAGGAGGAGGAGGAGGAGAGGAAGAACCUCUAGAGUUCCAGUUCCGGCUAUUCACCUCGUCAAAGAAGUCCAGGCCUACCACCACUACUUCCGCUACGAGGCCUGGACCUUCUCAGGACGAUGUGACGACGACGACGACGACCAUCGCAGACACCCGGAUCAGGCUAUCACGAACCCCCGAGCCCGCGGCGCUUGAGGAGUCGUUAUCCCUGGAAAACGCGCAUUUCCUCCGUCCUCACCGCCCCGACUCGUACUACUUCACCUCUGCGCUGCCGGACGAGGCCACACAAGCGUUACGGACACAGUACGCCGACGUCGCCGUGUCGACCGCCGACAUCAUCUCUCAAGCAACACGGACAAAAUGGCCCGGCGCCGCGCUCCCGUGGCGGCUGAUCCACGUCCAACUCCUCCGCGGAAAAGGUAUAUCCGCCGGUGCGCAACCGCCCACCUCAUCGACCUCGUCCUCCUCGUCAAGCUCAAAGCGACCGUCCAAGAAACGCCGCAUCCUCCUCCGUCGGCGGCUCGCUCUGCGCCAAGAACUCGCCGCUCAGGCCAAGGCGACCGAGGAGACGGAGCGGGAGAGGCGCACGCGACGGAACCGCGAGAAGAAGGUCAAGCGGAAGGAGAGGGAGAAACGGAAGAAAGUGGAGGGGUCGGAGGUGCCGGAGGGAGAGGGAGAUGGAGAUAGAAAGUCUAUUGGUGGUGGUGGUGGUGGUGGUGGUCAUGACGAUGAAGAAGGGAAAGAAGAUGUUCUCCCUCACGUUCGCCCUCACGACCUAGACGAGAAGCCUGGUGCACAGGUCGCUACGCAGGCGGAUAGCAAGGGCCCAGCAACGAAAGUAUCCGCGUUGGCGUCGACACAUCUCUCUGUUGCCUCAGCUUCAGCGCCAGUACGACGAGCUCCCACAUCCAGGGCACCAACCGCCACGGCUGUGCACCCGAAAGGCCCAACACCAAUCCAUCCCACACGAGCACGCCUGCGACCUUAG
Molecule: messenger RNA, 1323 nt
Organism: Fonsecaea nubica
Lineage: Eukaryota; Fungi; Ascomycota; Eurotiomycetes; Chaetothyriales; Herpotrichiellaceae
Exons: 2
Coding region: 1-1323 (440 amino acids)
Source: RefSeq, a predicted model, not a curated record